CCGCUGUUUCUAGAGUCUGGGGAGGUGUCUGUUGGCUUUGCUCACCAGGCACAGGAUUGGGUCUUUCUCCUCCCAGCCCCUCGUCCUGCCGGUGUGGUUCAGCACAGUCCCACCUGGGGUUAAAUGGGUGGUGCCCGCGUUACUGUGACCGCGUGGCCCUGCAGCAAAGCACGUUAGGGCUCCUUUCACAGUUGGUUUCUCUUGAGUUAAUAACUGCCCUCCUCCCUUCAUUUGUUUGAUUUAUAUUUAACCUUAAUUGAACUCUGAGCUUUCGGACAGAACCGUAAAACUCCUCUCAGCGGGGGCAAGUCCCAGGUUGGUGGCUCUUUUCUGAAUCCGUGGCCACGUCCCUCUGGGGCCUUCCCUCCCCGGCUCCUGUUUGGACCGGGUCUCCUGCAGGCCUGGCGCUUCGCUCUUGACCGGGAACUGCCUCCCGCCUCCUCCCGAGUUUCUCAGACCGUCUCUUUUUCUCUGGGUUACUUCUCCACUUGGCGAAGCCUCCUGAGAAAGGCAUGAAGGAAAAAGGGCUUUUCACCUGGCGUGUCUGGAACUGCCUUUCCCGCCCACGCUCUCGAUUGGUGGUAGCUGGACUGCGAGGAUGUCAGGCUGGAAAUAAUUUUCCCCUGGAAUUUUGAUGGCACCAUUCUUUGUCUUAAAUUUCUACCAUUGCCGUUGAGAAGUCCAUGUACGAAGGAUCCCGAUUCUUGCCCACAACGCUCCCUCAGGGCACCAUCAACAUGAACCAGUGCUCGGACGUGGUGGACGGGGAGGCCCGGACCGGCCAGAAGUUCUCCCUGUGCAUUCUGACUCCCGAGAAGGACCACUUCAUCCGGGCAGAGACCAAGGAGAUCAUCAGCGGGUGGCUGGAGAUGCUUGCAGUCUACCCCAGGACCAACAAGCAGAACCAGAAGAAGAAGCGCAAGGUGGAGCCCCCGACGCCACAGGAGCCAGGCCCGGCCAAGGUGGCUGUCACCAGCAGCAGCAGCAGCAUCCCCAGUGCUGAGAAGGUCCCCCCGACCAAGUCUACACUCUGGCAGGAAGAAAUGCGGGCCAAGGACCAGUCAGAUGGGAGCAGCCUGAGUCCGGCCCAGAGUCCAAGCCAGAGCCAGCCUCCUGCCGCCAGCACCCUGCGGGAGCCAGGGCUGGAGAGCAGAGACGAGGAGAGCGCCACGAGCAGCGACCGCGUGGACGGCGGCCGCAAAGUCCGGGUGGAGAGCGGCUACUUCUCCCUGGAGAAGACCAAGCAGGACGUGAAGGCCGAGGAGCAGCAGCUGCCGCCGCCGCUCUCCCCUCCCAGCCCCAGCGCCCCCAACACCAGGUACAGUGGCCCCGGACCGCCCUCCCCGGAGCCGGGUCGUCCCCUUCCUCCGCCAGGUCCACAGCACCCGGGCCGAGGGGUCUGCAGCAGCUCCUCCCUGGACGCGGCCCGCCGGCCCCAGGCCCACGUGGACUCCGGCAGCACCGGCAGGCGGGGAGCAGAGAGACUGGGGCCCGCCUCCGCCUUCAAAGCCGGCAGGCAGUAUGCCACCCUGGCCGACGUCCCCAAGGCCAUCAGGAUCAGCCACCGAGAAGCCUUCCAGGUGGAGAGAAGGCGGCUGGAGCGUAGGACACGGGCCCGGAGCCCUGGCAGGGAGGAGGUGGCCCGUCUGUUUGGCACCGAGCGGAGGCGGUCUCAGGUCAUUGAGAAGUUUGAGGCCUUGGACAUCGAGAAGGCGGAGCACAUGGAGACCAACGCGUCGGCUGGGCCCUCGCCAUCGAGCGACACGCGCCAGGGCCGCAGCGAGAAGAGGGCGUUUCCCAGGAAGCGGGACCUCCCCAGCGACGCGCCUCUCCCGGACACCUCGGCCUCCCCCCUGUCUCCACACCGAAGAGCCAAGUCACUGGACAGGAGGUCCACGGAGUCCUCCCUGACGCCCGACCUGCUGAAUUUCAAGAAAGGCUGGCUGACCAAGCAGUACGAGGAUGGCCAGUGGAAGAAGCACUGGUUUGUCCUUGCUGAUCAAAGCCUGAGGUUCUACAGGGACUCGGUGGCUGAGGAGGCCGCGGACCUGGACGGGGAAAUUGACUUGUCCACGUGUUGCGACGUCACAGAGUAUCCCGUGCAGAGAAACUACGGCUUUCAGAUACACACCAAGGAGGGCGCCUUCACCCUGUCUGCCAUGACGUCUGGCAUCCGGCGGAACUGGAUCCAGACCAUCGUGAAGCACGUCCACCCGACCUCCGCCCCGGACGUGACGAGCUCGUUGCCACAGGAAAAGAAGCGGAGCAGCUCCCCCUUGGAGACCUGCCCGAGGCCGCGGGAGACGCAGGACGGGGAGCCCAGGGAGCCAGACCCGGAGCAGAAGAGGAGCCGGGCUCGGGAGCGCCGGCGGGAGGGCCGCUCCAAGACCUUUGACUGGGCCGAGUUCCGCCCCAUCCAGCAGGCCCUGGCCCAGGAGAGGGCUGGCGGCGCCCCGGGGCCCCCCGACGCCCACCCCGAGGCAGAGCCCGGCGAGCUGGAGCGGGAGCGUGCACGGCGGCGGGAGGAGCGCCGAAAGCGCGCCGAGGGGCUGGGCGCCGACGACGCAGCCCUGCGCAUGGAGGUCGACCGGGGCCCGGGGCCGCCGGUGACCACCGCGCUCCGGACACAGAAUGUGCACGUGGAGAUCGAGCAGCGCUGGCAUCAGGUGGAGACCACGCCCCUCCGGGAGGAGAAGCAGGUGCCCAUCGCCCCCCUGCACCUGUCCUCUGAGGACGGGGGUGACCGGCUUUCCACCCACGAGCUGACCUCUCUGCUGGAGAAGGAGUUGGAGCAGAGCCAGAAGGAGGCCUCGGACCUUCUGGAGCAGAACCGGCUGCUGCAGGACCAGCUGAGGGUGGCUCUGGGCCGGGAGCAGAGCGCCCGGGAGGGCUAUGUGCUGCAGACUGAAGUGGCCACCUCCCCAUCCGGUGCCUGGCAGAGGCUCCACAGAGUCAACCAGGACCUGCACAGUGAGCUGGAGGCCCAGUGCCAGCGCCAGGAGCUCAUCACGCAGCAGAUCCAGGCCCUGAAGCGAAGCUACGGGGAGGCCAAGGACGCGAUCCGGCACCACGAGGCCGAGAUCCGGAGCCUCCAGGCGAGGCUCAGCACCGCCGCCGCCGAGCUCGCCAUCAAGGAGCAGGCGCUGGCGAAGCUCAAGGGUGAGCUGAAGCUGGAGAGAGACAAGGUCCGCGAGCAGCUGGAGGAGCGGCAGCAGAGCGAGGCCGCGCUCAGCGCCCAGCUGCAGGCCAGCGAGCAGAAGCUCCAGAGCGCCGAGGCCCUGCUGCUGGGGAGGACGCAGGAGCUGCGGGACCUGGAGAGGCAGCAGGCACUGCAGCGGGACAGGCAGAAGGAGGUGCAGCGGCUGCAGGAGCGCAUCGCCGACCUCAGCCAGCAGCUCGGCGCCAGCGAGCAGGCCCAGAGGCUCAUGGAGGAGAAGCUGCAGCGCAACUACGAGCUGCUGCUGGGGAGCUGCGAGAGGGAGAAGCAGGAGCUGCUGCAGAGCCUGAAGGAGGCGGAGGACAGGGCCAGCGCCUUCGAGGACCGGCUCCAGGACCACGAGCAGCAGCUGGAGGUCCUCCAGAGGGAGAAGCUGAGCGCCAAGUCCGAGGGCAGCGAGGCUGUGCACCGGCUGGAGGAGCAGCUGGAGAUGAAGGAGGCCAGCAUCCAGAAGCUGGCGGAGCACGUGCAGAGCCUCCGGGAGGAGCGGGACCUGGUCCGGCAGCGCUUCCAGGAGCUGCUGGGCCGCAUGGCCCUGUCCGACGGGGAUGUGGCCGCGCUGCAGGAGCAGCUGAGGGGGCGGGAGGCCGACUAUCGGAGCCUGGAGCACUCCUACAGGAGCGUGGCCGGCCAGCUCCAGGGCGCGCACACCCGGCUGCAGGAGAAGGAGGAGGAGCUGCGGCGCAUCCGGGACGCACACGAGCAGGCCCUGGAGAGGAAGGAGCAGGACCUCAGGGAGGCGCUGGUGAACACGGCGGCCCUGGGGAGCGGCUUCGAGGACGCAGACGCGAAGCUCCGGUCCAAAGACGAGGCUUUCAGGGAGCCCGACGAGGACUCGGGGGAGCCGCAGGGCCCUGUGGAAGGAGCAGAGGUGGCCGGCGGCAGGCGCGCCAAGCUGGAGCACGAGGCCCCAGGGGAGGAGCUCGGGGACCGCGGCCCCAGUGGGGAAGAGAGCGCUGCGGCCCCGCGGCCGGACGGCUCUGACAGGGAGGGCCACCCGCCGAGCCCCUCGAAACCCAACCUGGGAGCACCCGGUGUGAAAAGGCAAAGGAUCCGCUUCUCCACGAUCCAGUGCCAGAAAUACAGCCACCCUGACGGGUCCGAGAGGACCUGGACCAGCAGCACGUCUUCUGACACCAGUCAGGACCGGUCGCCCUCGGAGGAAAGCGUGUCGUCAGAGCCCCCCCCAGCUCCCUCCCCACCACCAGCGACGCCGACGCCUACCUGUCCAUCAUCCACUCCCUGGAGACCAAGCUCUAUGUCACCGAGGAGAAGCUCAAAGACGUGACAGUGAAGCUGGAGAGCCAGCAGGGCCAGAGCCAGGAGGCCCUGCUCGCGCUGCACCAGCAGUGGGCCGGCACCGAGGCGCGGCUCCGCGACCAGCUCCGCGCCAGCCUGCGCCAGGUCGCGGCUCUGGCCUCCCAGCUGGAGCAGGAGAGACAGGCUCGGGCAGAGGUCGUCCAGAAGCACGUCGGGGAGCUUGGUAACUUCCAGGUGAAAAACAGUCAGGCCCUGGCUUGCUUAGAAAGCUGCCGCGAACAGCUGCGGUCCCUGCCGGGGGCCGGCCCAGAAGACGCUCGGGAGGCCCAGGCGGGGCCCCUGGCCA
Messenger RNA from Sus scrofa (pig), 4823 nucleotides. NCBI's taxonomy places the organism in Eukaryota, Metazoa, Chordata, Mammalia, Artiodactyla, Suidae. The record is from RefSeq and is a predicted model, not a curated record.